Messenger RNA from Paramormyrops kingsleyae, 2292 nucleotides. RefSeq names its product tetraspanin-15. Lineage: Eukaryota; Metazoa; Chordata; Actinopteri; Osteoglossiformes; Mormyridae. The record is from RefSeq and is a predicted model, not a curated record. Gene Ontology annotation, cellular component: plasma membrane.
CUGACCUCAGCUCAUUUCUCUCUUUGUCUCCCCCUGUGUAUGGGGCACAUAUUUGGCUCCUAUUUCGUGUAUUUUUCUGGAUGGUACCAGAUUAGCUAAACAGUCACACUCAACCGCAGUUAGUUUUAUGUCGUUCAUUGCAAUAUUGUAGUAUUUAAAAUAUUCUAGCAGAACUCUGGCACUAGUAUUAUCUGGAUAGCUGGACGCAGAUCGUAACAAUAGCGGUCUCAUGUCCCCACGCCGCCGACAGGGUUUAAUUAAAAGAAAAAAUAAACAUUAUAAAACAACCCUUCAAGACAACAUGGAUGGAAACCGAAGAGAUGCGACAGAACUUUAAUUCGACGGAUAGUUUAAUUCAGGCGAUUUGGCCAUUAGCUCUGGGAAGCAGAGAGAGGCUAACGCGCUAGCAAGCUAACCCGCUAGUACUGUAAUAGGCUAGCACGCUAACCGGCUAACCGGCAGAUAGGCGGUAUCCCCGGGGAGGGAUGUGGAAGUCCGUUCCGCGGCUGUCUACUUGUACUUUUAUUUUGUCACCGGCACCGAAAUGUCGCCGUGUUAUGAAUGGAGAAGCAGCACCCGGUACUAUUACUGCAUUAAAUUCACGCUCAACAUUUACUCCAUGCUGUUCUCGCUCCUGGGCCUGUGCGUGCUCUGCGUGGGUCUGUAUGCAGAGGUGGAGCGUCAGAAGAACCGGACCCUAGAGGGGAUAUUCCUGGCCCCUGCCGUAGUGCUGAUCUUACUAGGCCUGGUGAUGUUCACAGUGUCGCUGGUGGGCAUGGUGGGAUCACUACGGGACAACAAGAUCCUGCUGCACAUGUUCCUCUGCGUGCUCUGUGUCCUGCUGGCUCUCCAAGCUCUUGCACUCAUCAUUGCCCUCAUCUGUGAGAAAAAGACAUCUGGCCUUUUCCAUAGCACCAUCCGCGAGGGCAUUAAGCACUACUACGACGACCUGGACUUCAAGAACAUCCUGGACUACGUGCAAGAGAAGUUCUCCUGCUGCGGUGGGGAUGAGUACAAAGACUGGGAGGUUAACCAGUACCACUACUGCAAUGGCAGUGGCCCCCUCGCCUGCGGGGUGCCGUACACCUGCUGCGUGCGUCACAAGGUUGUAGAGGGUGUCGUCAACACACUGUGUGGGUACAGAACCCUACACCAAGAGCGCGUGGAGCUCGAUGGGGUGAUACAUGUGAGAGGCUGCAUCCACGCCGUCAACUUAUGGAUGGGGGACAACGUGGGUGUCACCCUGGGACUCUGUUUCGCUGUGGGGCUCCCUCAGCUCCUGGGUAUCAUCCUGAGCUGCCUCUUCUGGAACCUUUUGGUGGAGAUGAGCGAGUCGACUGACAUGGUGGACUUCCGCUUGCUGAAAAAGGCCGGGUUCGAGUACAGCGAGCUGGACCUGUCCGGCGCCGGCUGGUGCCUCUGUCUGCCCCGGGAUGGGGGCUACCUGCCUGUCCCUGCCUCUGAGCCUGAGACCUGGGCCCAGGAGUCCGCCGGGUCGCAGGAAGCUCUCCCCCCUGCUGGAACACAGCUGGAUGAGCUAGGAACAGAGCCGGACGAGUGUGGGCCGCAGCCUGCAGUCGACGAAGUAGACAAUCAGCUAUAGAAAUGGACCCUUUCUUUGUUUUAAUUUGAAGUCGUAUUGACUGGGAAAUGUUAUUGCACUAAAUAUGGUACCUAAAAAACACAAAGAAGGAAAGUCUGGUCAAGUUUGCGGGUUGGGAUAAUGCGAAGAACAAGCAUUUUGAUAUCAUCUUAUGUUUUUUAUACUUUUUUAACCGUUUGUAUUGUAAUGUUAUGUGUCUUAGUUUGGUCUUAACUUCAAACAGAUGAUAAACGGACUCACACUUCGAAUUUUCCAACUCGCUACUACAAAUUUUUCCUAGCUCAGGUUGUGUUAAAGGGGAUUUUAAAGAACAGGACUAGUACUGCCUCCGUUUUAUGUGAGAAUGCUAUCAUUUCGGGCCUGAGUUCCACCCAGGAUCCGUAUAUGGUGGGACCGGUUUUCUCGGUGCAUUGAUUCCCACAUGGCUGUAAACACAGAUACUUUGUGGAUCAAUCAACGUUUAUUUUACCAAACAUGAAUGGUAACACUGUGCUUUUAUUCGGUUAUGACUGUUAAAAAGCUGCUUUUGUUAGGGAUUAAACAAGUAGAGAAUGAGAUUUGUUUUGCAAAGGGAUGUUGGAGGGUGAGAGUGUUCUGGUACUGCUUAGCCCUGUAUGGUUUGUGCUGGGAGUCACAGGGCUGGAUUUGCACGCUGGUCAUUCCCAAUAAAAUGCAUUCGUUUGCAUGUC